AUGGAGGGCGUAGAAGCAUCGUCCGCCUUGCCACCAUCUGGUCGGCGAAAGUCGGUAUUCAUGGAGGUUGGCCUAGUCGACGAAGCAACAAUACGACGAGAACGCAGUCCUGCACCCACUUUGAACGCCGACCACAGUCCGAGUUCUUUACGACCAUCACGGUUCGUGCGCUUUCAGAGUAGCGACAACAUUGUUGAGGAAGAGGAGGAGGUCCAUGGCGAGGAUCAUGAUAUCGAUUCUGAGAAGGAUGACGACGUUCAGCCUGAUGUCGUCGUCGCUUAUCCUAACAACUAUGGUGCAUCAAGGUUCUAUCGCGUUGGUAUAUUGGCCAUCGUUUUGGCUUUGAUGCUACCAGUCCUACAAACGAACCCAACAUCUUUCAUGGGCGUCAGAGGAGGCGUCAUCCCACGGGAGCAAAUGGAACGCAGCAGCCUCAUGAAACGGGAGGACACCAACACUGAGGUGUGCAAAAGGUGGAGUCAUCAAUCUGCGAUCGUGAAUGGAACAUUGUAUAUCUACGGAGGUCGGUCGACUACAGAGGCAAAACAAACCAGCAACACUUGGGGAAACGACUUCCUUUCACUCGACCUUACCAAAUCGUGGCAAAUUAGCAACCCCUCCUUGACUGGUCUUCCUCGACCGUCCGGCCCACCGGAAGUCUCCAACGGAUACCUUUGGGCGUCCCACGAAUCGUUGUACUUGUAUGGAGGAGAGUUCUCGGAUGAUCCCCAAGGAACUCCCACUGCGUUCUCGACAUGGGAAUACAAGAUUGGCUCGAAAGAGUGGGUAGAACAUAAGGAUCCAAAGACGUCAGCUGGGCAAAAUGCGGAAGAAGAUGGACAAUCUGUGCAACGCUCUGCCGAAGGUGCUGGCUUUAGUGUCAGAGCACUCGGUCGAGGAUGGUAUUUUGGAGGACAUCUGGACUUCCUUACCACUGAAGGGUGGAGCAUUGAUAUCGAACGAAUCUAUUUGAAGGGCCUACUUGAAUACACAUUCCCGGGAUUUUCGAACAACGGCGUCAAAUCAUUGACCGAUGGGAAGACGGCAGGCAGCGAGGGCGUCUACAGAAACAUUACUGAAGGUGGUCUGCAGGAUACAGCUGGCUUCACGGAGAGAGCAGACGGAUUGCUCUUGUACGUUCCCGGAUUCGGAGACGAGGGACUCCUUCUAGGUUUGACUGGUGGCAUCAACGAUUCAUUCACACAGAUGAAUGUCAUUGACGUCUAUGAUAUCUCCAAAUCCCAGUGGUACAAACAAAACACCAACGGCAAGAUGCCCAACUACCGUGUUAACCCAUGUGCGGUAGUUGCUGCUGCAGCCGAUGGUUCCUCCUACAACGUCUACAUGUUCGGCGGUCAAAACCUUCAGCCGUUCAAGAAUCAGACCCAGUACGAUGACAUGUGGAUACUGUCAGUACCUUCGUUCACAUGGAUCGAGGUGGAUAUGGAAUCCCAGUCAGUACCGUACGCACGAGCAGGACACUCCUGCCACAUAUGGGACGGCCAAAUGAUUGUCAUUGGCGGUUACGUGGGCGAAGAGCUCACCUGCGAAUCACCUGGAAUCUACGUCUUCAACACCUCGAGCCUGUCUUGGUCGGAUCAAUUCACCGCGCUGACGGGCGAAAACGCUCUUCAAGCAUUUAACGGAAAGGAAGACGAGAGAGGGAAUCCGCUUGCACAACAAGCCAACCAACGAGGUUUUGACAGCAAGGCAGGUCUCGAGGGAUCUUAUGGCUACUUUGUACCGGAUAAGGUCCAAUCCGUCAUCGGCGGCGAAGCGACGGGCGGCGCGACACUGACUGCACCCGUGCAAACUCCCAGCGAAGGCCCGCUCAAAACCGGAAAACCGCACACGUACACCGUCACUGGCCCUAACGGUGGCAUCAUCACCGAGAUCAGCGACCCCUCCAACAGGGGAGGAAGUGAUGGACCUAACGUGGGCGCCAUCGUAGCCGGCACUAUCGCAGGCGUUUUCGCUAUCAUCGCAGCAUACUUCGCGUUCUGUGCGUGGAUCUACAGAAAGCAAGUCAAGAUAUGGAAGAACCACGCGGCUAUGAUAGCCGCACGAGCUGAAAAGGAGAAGACGGAGGGCGCUACAGCCGUCACGAUGUCGUCUCAUAAGGACUCCAGCGAACGUACCGCGAGGGACGCGCUGUUCCCGCCUUCCAGCUCCGGAACCUCUGCUCGACAGCAUCCUCCUUCUAUCGCCGACGAGAUUCGCUUAAGCAACGAACGGACGGCAUAUACAGGCGCUGCAGGCGUCGCGGGAGGUGGUACGGAUGCCAUAGGAAGGAGAAGCAGCAUCAGCAGCUCCACAGACGAUCUCCUCGCCGGCCAGGAGCCGUCGUUCUGGGGUGCAAAGGGUGUAUUGUUGAAUCCACGACGCAGUCUGCGUGUCAUUAAUCGAGAUUGA
Aaosphaeria arxii CBS 175.79 is the source of this 2412-nucleotide messenger RNA. Its product is annotated as kelch repeat protein-like protein. The transcript is spliced from 5 exons. The record is from RefSeq and is a predicted model, not a curated record. The coding region runs from base 1 to 2412 and encodes 803 amino acids. NCBI's taxonomy places the organism in Eukaryota, Fungi, Ascomycota, Dothideomycetes, Pleosporales. Gene Ontology annotation, molecular function: protein binding.